UUUGUGAAGUGUAACAAACACAAGUUGGGCGCAGCGCGGCUGCUCUGAGCUUGCCAGCCAGGCAGGCCGCCGGAGCACCAAUCAGCGCGCGCCUGCGCUCUAUAUAUACGGCGGCCGGGCCCGCGCUACUCCAUCGGCGUUUUGCCACUAGUUCCUGAGUUUCGGAUCCUCAUCAUGUCGGAGACUGCUCCUGCCGCCCCCGCCGCCGCUCCCCCUGCGGAGAAGGCUCCGGCGAAGAAGAAGGCUGCCAAGAAGCCGGCCGGGGCUCGCCGUAAGGCGUCCGGCCCCCCGGUGUCCGAGCUCAUCACCAAGGCUGUAGCCGCCUCCAAGGAGCGCAGCGGCGUGUCCCUGGCCGCGCUCAAGAAGGCGCUGGCGGCCGCCGGCUACGACGUGGAGAAGAACAACAGCCGCAUCAAGCUGGGGCUCAAGAGCCUGGUGAGCAAGGGCACCCUGGUGCAGACCAAGGGCACCGGCGCCUCCGGCUCCUUCAAGCUCAACAAGAAGGCGGCUUCCGGCGAGGCCAAGCCCAAAGCCAAGAAGGCAGGCGCGGCCAAGGCCAAGAAGCCCGCGGGCGCGGCCAAGAAGCCCAAGAAGGCGACUGGUGCUGCCACACCCAAGAAAGCCGCCAAGAAGACCCCGAAGAAGGCGAAGAAGCCCGCGGCGGCUGCCGUGACCAAGAAAGUGGCCAAGAGUCCAAAGAAGGCUAAGGUUGCCAAGCCCAAGAAGGUCAAGAGCGCGUCUAAGGCCGUGAAACCGAAGGCUGCCAAGCCCAAGGUUGCUAAGCCCAAGAAGGUUGCGGCCAAGAAGAAGUAGGCUGUCUUCCUCCUUCAACCCAAAAGGCUCUUUUCAGAGCCACCACUCCCACUUGGAAGAGCUGUGACACUGGCUGUAAAAGCUCCCUCCUUCCACCUUGCGUUCUGCAGAAGUGGGAUGCAAUCCCGUCGGCGCUCCGAGGGGUGGGGUUCCCUAGCUCCUCUAGGAAGAUGCCUGUGCGGGCGGCCGAGGAAGGGCUAGGUGCCGGCUGCACCCUCGGCUUCCACGGCUGUCAGCAGCAAGGAGCAGCCCCGGGCGCCAGUCAGUGUUGGGCUGCUAGGUGAUUUGAAAGUUCCGCCCUGCUUGCGGGUUGGCUCGCUCCCGCCCCGGACCUUAGUCCUCGGUUUGAUUGGGCGCCAGGCGGUCUUGCGUUCUCCCGAAGCUUUUUCGCUCCAUGCGUGAGAACCGCAUCCCGCACUCUUUGCUAGGGUGGCUUACGUGCUGAGUCUUCCGGGGGGGUGUUUGUGCCUCCAAGUGUGGAGGAGGUCGGGUCCCGGCGCCGCGGAUCUGACUUCCUUUAAAGACCUUUCAGCGGUAGCUGCGCAAGGGGCCCGCCCGCCCAGUUAUGCCGGACCUGGGACUGGUUUUCUCCUACUUUCGGUUUGUUGGCUACAGCAAGGGAAUGGUGGCUCGAACUGCGUCACAACCUUGGGUCUCAUUUUAGAUUGUCCUCGGAUCCGCAUUGCCUCAGCUUCCCGAAGUGCUUAAGUUAGAGAUGCGUGUCGACUCCAAAGACCGACCUCGCACCCAAACUGAGGCUUCUUGCUAUGCUUUGUGCAGUCCGAGAUAUUUAAGCAAAGAGUAAAUUACUGGCUAUCUGUUGAAGAUGUGUUCUUCUAAUAAAAAGCCUUUAAUUUUCA
Peromyscus californicus insignis is the source of this 1673-nucleotide messenger RNA. It is a transcript of the gene H1-2, whose product is annotated as H1.2 linker histone, cluster member. Bases 175 to 813 code for a protein of 212 amino acids. Gene Ontology annotation, cellular component: nucleosome; nucleus. The transcript is spliced from 2 exons. Gene Ontology annotation, biological process: nucleosome assembly; chromosome condensation; negative regulation of DNA recombination. Gene Ontology annotation, molecular function: nucleosomal DNA binding; double-stranded DNA binding; structural constituent of chromatin. The record is from RefSeq and is a predicted model, not a curated record. NCBI's taxonomy places the organism in Eukaryota, Metazoa, Chordata, Mammalia, Rodentia, Cricetidae.